Rhagoletis zephyria (snowberry fruit fly) is the source of this 3192-nucleotide messenger RNA. The record is from RefSeq and is a predicted model, not a curated record. NCBI's taxonomy places the organism in Eukaryota, Metazoa, Arthropoda, Insecta, Diptera, Tephritidae.
AUGAACAUCUACAUUCGGCCCAUCGAGGCUAUUGAAAUUCUGCCAAGCAUCGUGGAGGCAAGCAUCGGCGGCACUGUCGUCCUACCUGUAGCAGUGCUGGGCUUUCUCAACGGAAUCGACGGUGAGAAGGCGUACUUCGAUGACUGCGUGCAGGUUUCAUUUGACGUUGAUAUCGUCGAAUCGUCUCGAGUCCGCUAUCAAUCAAAUAAUGUGAUGCCAGGCAUUGGCAUGCACUCCUGCAGGUCUUUUAGCUUUGAGUGCACAGCCGUUGGCAACUCUCGCAUUUGGAUCAGCUAUGGUCAGAACAAGGAAAUCAAAACGUCAGCCAUUGUCGGCUGUUACGGGCCGAUCGUUGUGAUGCAGCCGACCGAGUCUCCCGUUCUCUCCCUUGGCUCUUCCAUUGACAUUGCCUUUGAAGGUGGCCCGCGACCGUGGUCGAUGUAUCCUGAGGGCCACUACACGAAAGUCACGGCUGUCAAUUCUUCUCUUAUCUCAAUAGCGGAAAUCAAAGAUCGCUAUCGCUAUAACAAAGAACUCCACGUGUAUCGCACCAAGUGUUUAGACUACGGUGAGGCGGAAAUUACGCUGGAAGCUGGCAAUAUAAAGUCACCUACUCUAAUGAAUCCGGCAUCAACCUCAACUACUGUAAAGAUCAACUGCUCCAAGCCAAAAACGCUGAUCAUCCAGCACAAGCUUUCCAAGUCUACAUGUCCGCAACAUGACUUUGUUUUCAAACUGGAGAAAAAUCGUAAAAUUGAGCUAGACGUGCUAGUUUUAGACGACCAAGGCAAUUCAUUCUACAACUUUACCUCGCUGUACUUUGACUGGUCAAUGGACGGCAAUGGUGAGUUUCAGAAAACAAACGGAAUCAAUGAAGAAGUUAUUGGCGCCAAAGGGUACUCGACUAUUACCCGAAGCUUCCAGGUAAUCUCUCAACUGACAACUGCCCGCUCAAAGGUCCGCGGCCGCAUCACCGGAUACCAUGAAUCGUUCUGGGGUGAUAGCUUUGACGUCUUUCGAGAAGUCGAAAUCAUCCUCACUGAUCCAAUAGCUACUGAAGAAGACAACCUUUCACUUCUGAAGCAUCCUUCUUACAAGAAAUCAAUUAAAAUUCAAAAGGGAUCGGGACAUUUUUCAGUAGAUUACACCUCUAAAGACAUCAUCAACGUCCAAAUGAAGCCAAACAGUCGGACUAUUGACAUUGUACCGCUCAACGUUGGAUCAGGCGUCAUUACAAUCACAGACCUGUGCCUUAGCUAUCCAAAGCACACAAUUGCAUUUUCAGUGGUAGAAGCACUCGACGUUAAUUUAGAUCUCAUCGACAAAAUUGAGUUGGGCUCAACAGUCAAGGGCACGUUUUAUGUGCUUGACCAUCGCGGCAUGAAAAUGCACUCUUCACUGCAUUCAAUUCUGAAUGUUGUCACAUCAAACAGCUUUUUGGAAAUUAGUGAUAUCAAGCCAAUUAACGACUACAUCACCUCCUUUUCGGUGAAGGCCACCAGUAUUGGCAUUUCAAAGGUGCUCAUUCGAUCGCAAUCGGAUGAUCUAAAGUCUGUUCAAUCAGGCGCUAUUGAAGUUCAAGUUUUUUCCCCUCUUCAAAUUGUUCCAUCAAAUAUCACGCUGAUUGUGGGAAAUCACUUUCAAGCCAACUUUAUUGGCGGUCCUCAAACUCAGCGCAACAUUGAGUUUGUCAUCGGUGAUCCAUCGCUUGCUUCAGUUGCCAACAAUGGACUGAUCAAAGCAUUGAAAAUUGGCAAAACUAAACUGACUGCAAGAGCGACAAACAUCAACAACUUUGAGUAUUCUCGCGCUGAGGUGGAAGUGCACGUUGUGCCGCUGAAGAAGAUAAAGAUUUGGUCUCCCGUUAAUCAGAUUGUCCUUGGCUCUCACAUGCCUCUUUACUUGAUUGGCAGCUCAGAGCAACAUGAGACGCCCUUCAUGUGCGGCCAGGCAGAGCCGGCGUUGAAUGUCACGUGGACGCUGUCCAACGAAAAGAUUGCCUCCAUUGAGAGCUCAUUUCAAAAGUUUGGCAUUGUCGAUUCAGUCACCGAUCAGAUUGCAGCUCGUUUCAGCGCCAAAACCGUGGGCACUGUAACUGUGAAGGCAAGAGUGGAGGUGACAGUGCCGCCCAACUCUCGAGACACUGAGCAGAUUUGGAAAAGCAUCAUUCUGACUGAUUCAGUGCAAAUUAACGUGCUCACCACCUUUGCUCCCUACCUGUCGCCGUCGUUUGCUGCCGCCGGAGCGACGCAGGAGAUUGCCAACACCAAGGUGCUCUUGCUCUCUCCCAAUGCCGAGCUGAUGUUGCACUUCAACCACCUCGAUGAGAUCUCCUACAAAGUACUGAACAGCACCUCGGUGCGCAUCAUCAACGACACUGAGCUGGUGCUGCAGGCGGGCGACCAGCAGGAGCUUGCACUGCUCCUGCUCACCCGAGACGUCCACAAGACUGGUCUGAUUGAGUUCUACAGCUUUGUGGUGCACGUGGAGAGGGUGCGCUAUCUCUCCCUGGAGUUCCUCGACACGACCUUCAUCCAGGAGAGGUCGAGCACCAGCAGCAUUGACGUCUUCCCGCUGGGCUCUGAAUCGCACCUGGUGGUGAACUUCUUCGACAAUCACGGUCGCAAGUUUGACUCGGUCAAAUCGAAUCUCAAGUGGCACCUCUCUCGCAAUGACAUCAUCACCGUGCUCAGCGACCCACUGGACAACACUCUGAAGAUUCGCGCACUGAAAGAGGGCUCCGUCGUCAUGCAGGUCACCGAUCAGGUGAACCAGGUGGGAGCCUUCUAUAAGAUUAACGUCGGCGCUCUAGACGGUGGCAGUGAUAAUGGGGCAGCUAAUGGAGAGCAAACAGUGGUGUCAGCUCCUCGGGAGGCUGUCGCCAAGUUUGAAGAGAGUGGCAGGUGCUCGCCCAGCAGCAACAACAACAUCAACAACCUGCAGUCUCCACCGCCCCCCUACUCUUCGACGACUGAUUCCUUUUACUACGCCACCACGCUCAUCUUCGGCACACUACUCUUGGCAGUUGUGCUCUACUUUCUCAUCCGCUACCUUGCAUCCAUUCCAUUUGGCGGAAAGGUGAAAGAGUACGGAGCAGCUUAUCCACCUGCAGUUGGCAACGCCGGCGAUUUGAGCUUUACUAAUGGUUCGCCUAGUUCCAGUCCAAGACGAGGUAAGCAAAAGCGCUCUUGA